This is a messenger RNA of Anoplopoma fimbria (sablefish), 1791 nucleotides long. Its product is annotated as proton channel OTOP2-like. The record is from RefSeq and is a predicted model, not a curated record. The coding region runs from base 1 to 1791 and encodes 596 amino acids. Gene Ontology annotation, cellular component: membrane. The transcript is spliced from 6 exons. Gene Ontology annotation, molecular function: proton channel activity. Gene Ontology annotation, biological process: proton transmembrane transport. NCBI's taxonomy places the organism in Eukaryota, Metazoa, Chordata, Actinopteri, Perciformes, Anoplopomatidae.
AUGUGUUUGAACACGGGCUAUCCAUGCGACUGUUUGACCGAUGGCCCUCCCUGUGAACCAUGCAGGAUGACGGCCAAAGACAGGGAGACCGAGGAGGCCCACCUGUCCAACACCAUCAAUGUGCCCAGUCCAGCGGAGAGCACAUGCGAGCCCGACCUGAACGUCCCUCCCGCUGGAGCUCUGAAGGAGAGGGGUCGAAAUUGGGGAUGGAUGCUGUCUGGGAUCAUUUGUGUGAACAUCUUGAUCCUGGGCUGCGCCUUGGUCAGCGGCAGCGCCAACAACAGCGUGACGAUCGGCAGCUCUGACCUGCAGGUCUUCAUCAUCAUCCUCCUCAUCCUCACCUCCAUCUGGAUGAUUUAUUAUGUCAUCUACACGGCCAGGAAUGAAAACGCAGUUGAUUACAAAGAUGGCCAUGCUGGACCUGUAUGGCUCCGGGUGGGCCUGGUGCUAUUUGGAUUGCUCAGCAUCAUCAUGGAUAUCUUCAAGAUAGCCAGCUAUGCGGGCUACCUCCACUGCGAUUCUGCUGUUAAGGUUGCAUUUCCUGUUGUGCAACUUGUCUUCGUACUGGUGCAGACAUGCUUUUUGUGGAGGCACGCCAAGGACUGUGUGCAGCUACAUAGAAACAUUACACGCUGUGGGCUGAUGCUCACCCUCUCCACAAACCUAGUCGUGUGGAUGUCUGCGGUCACCGAGGAGUCCAUCCACCAAACAACAGUUCCCGAAUAUCCGAGCAACGACACUAAACUCUCAGGACGAAGCCUGUACAUCAAUAAAGCGGGUUAUGGAGACGACGCCUGCAAGUGCAGCCACACGUCAUGUAGUAUCUUCAAGGAGGCCUACUACUACUUGUACCCCUUCAACAUUGAGUACAGUCUCUUUGCCUCAGCCAUGGCAUACGUCAUGUGGAAAAAUGUGGGCAGAGUAACAGAAGAACACGAUCACCACAUCAAAUUCCGUCUGAAGGAUGUAUUUAUCGGUCCUGUGGCAGGAUUUCUCUUAGUGGCGUCAGGCCUGGCAACCUUCAUCGUAUACGAGAUGGAGAUGGGUAGCGGAGAUAGUGAUGAUGACCGGAGAGACAGAGCAGUGAUGAUGCACUUUGUCAUGAAUAUAGUGAUAGUGAGCCUGAUGUCUGUCUCCACCGUGAUCGGCUGUGCCAUCUUCAAGGUGGACCACAGAGAGCACGUAUUAGAGAAAAACCCCACACGGAGCCUGGACGUGGGGCUGCUGGUUGGAGCCUCGCUGGGGCAGUUCAUCAUCAGCUACUUCACCAUCAUAGCGAUGGCUGCAACUGGAGCCAAGGGCUACCUGAACAGGCUCAACCUGACCUGGGCCAUCCUGAUGGUGAUCCAACUCGGCCUGCAAAACUUUUUCAUCAUCGAAGGGCUUCAUCGGGAGCCCUUCCACGAGGUGCAUCCGGUCACUGUGGUUGCAAAUCCAUAUGUUCUGCAGCCGGGCAAAGAGCUGAGCACCUAUGAAGGAUCGGACAUGGACGCAAAGCCCAGCCCGGAGCUCACAGCACACAGUCUGCACGGACACACGGCCGAGCACAGGCCCAGACUGUUGUGGAAGAGACGGGUUUUGAAGGAAGUCUGUGCGUUUCUGCUGAUGGGCAACAUCAUACUCUGGAUCAUGCCGGCUUUCGGCGCUCGUCCACAGUUCGACCACGACACUGAAACGGAAUUCUACAAAUUCAACAUGUGGGCUUCGAUUGUAAACAUUGGACUUCCCUUUGGGAUCUUUUACCGCAUGCAUUCAGUCGCCAGUCUGUUUGAGGUUUUUCUGACCUCAUAG